AUGUCUUCUAAUGUAUUUGAGAAUCCUGAAGGCGGAAGCUUUGGGGAUACCGUUGGGUUAACAUCAAGAAGUAAUAAUGAUGAUGAUGAUGAUAUCAGUUUAACUUUCUCUUCUGAUGAACAAGAAGACUUUAUUGAAGAUUUAGAGGGAUCGGAAAAAGAUGAUGAUAACGCUUAUGAGAAUGAUGAACAACUUCUUCUAACUUCGUCUGAUGAUGACAAUGGGCUGCAAGAUGAUGAUUUGGAUGAUGACUACGACUUACGAGAUGCUCUUAGAAGUGCUGGUAACUUUAAACCUAAAAAUAAGAAGAAGGCGUCCGCGUCAAAGUCAUAUUGGAAACGUAAAAUGAUGAGAAGUACAAACCGUGAAUUGGAUCCAGAGGUUCGCAUAAAUUUAUCUCAGGCAAAUGAAGCCUUUGUUCGAAAUGAUUUCCAAGUAGCAUUAAACUUGUAUCUAGAAGUUAUCAAGAAAGACCCUAAGAAUUUCAGUGCUUAUAAAACGUUAGGUGAAAUUUAUAAACAACAAGGAAGAUUGCAUAAAUGUUGUAAUGCAUGGUUAUUAGCUGCGAAUAUUCACCCAUGGGACAGUCAAUUCUGGGGAAAUGUUGCUGAAUUGAGUAGCGAAUUAGGUCACAUUGAUCAAGCAAUAUAUUGUUAUGGUAGAGCGAUUGCAUCUGACAAUACGAAAAAUGCUAAGUUUAUUCUCGAACGGGCAUUUUUAUAUAAGGAGAAAAAGCAAUAUGGACGGGCAUUGGAAGGCUUCCAAAAAGUCCAUCAAGUGUACCCUGCUGAUACUAGUAUUAUCAAGAAUCUAGCUAGUGUUUAUGUUGAACAGAAAAGAAUCAACGAUGCUAUUAACUUGUACAUGAGAAUAUUGGAUCUGAAUAUUAGUCCGACUGGUCAGCCUAAACAAAGUGUUCCUAGAUUCGGGUGGGCAGAAUUAAAUAUUUUAUGUGAAUUGUACUUACAGCAGCAUUCAUGGAAGAUAGGUAUCAAAGUUAUAAAGCUAGUAGCAAGAUGGAUACAAAAUCGAACAGAUGAAAAAUGGUGGGAUGAAGUGGAUGACGAUUCAGAAUUUGAUAAAAGAAGAUUCGCAGUGAUUAAGGGUUUAUCUCCUUCUCAGCAAGCAAGAUCUAAAGAAAAGUUUUAUAAUUUACCUAUCGAUAUACGUUUCAAGCUAGGAAGUCUAAGGUUAGGUUUGGAGCAAAAAGAAGAAACGAUGCGUCAUUUUGAAUAUUUAUUGGAAGAAACUGAAGAUAUUGCGGAUUUGUAUUUUGAAGCUGGUAAAUCAUUGGAGGCACAUGGGUUUCAUGAGGAAGCUUUAACAUUCUUGACUCGUGCCUCCCUCAAUGAUGAGCAAAACGAAAGUCCUGAGUUAGUCUCGUUGCUAGCUAAGUGUUUCCUAGAAGUCGGCGAUUAUAUACAAGCCCAACAAGCAUACAGUUCUCUUUUGUAUGGAGAUCCUGAUAAUUUAGAUUUCAAAUUGGCUCUAGCAGAAACAUUUUACCAUCUUGGUGAAAGCGAAAAGUCAGUUAAAUUGUUAGAAGAAGUAACAAUUGCAACCGAAAAAAGUGGAGCUGGAAAAGCUGAUAGUAUUCCUAACGAUUUGGAUAAUGAGGUUGUUGAAGAAGAUAACUUAUCAUUAAUUAAAAACAAACAACUAAUAAAAUCAACUAAAAAUUCCAAAUUAAGCGAAGAAGAAAGAUUAGAACUUGAAAACAAUGCAAAAAGAAAGGUUAUGGAGAAAUAUCAUCGUAUGGAGCGUUUAGAAGAUGCAAUUACUAAGAACGAAAAGGUUGCAGUGACAGCAUGGAUGCAACUAGCUUCUCAGUUGGUUGAGAUGUUUAUGAAUGUUAGGAUUUUUUUCCCAAGAGAUAAAAAUAGAGAAUUUAAAGGUAUUGUGUUGUACAGGCGUAAAAAGCAAAUGCGCAUAGAUGAAAAGCUAGCCAGAGUCUACAAUCUAUAUGAAGGUAUAGCUAAUGAUGAUGAUACUCAUACCAGACUGUUUCUCACUUCGACAACUGAAUAUAGGGGCCUUAGUUAUGAUAUAUGGUUUGGGAUCUUUGUUCAAUACGCUAUAUUAUUGUCUAGGUUCGAUAAUAACACGGAGUAUGCAACCCAUAUAAUUGAAGUUGCAAAAGACGUAAAUGUAUUUGUGCAAGAUAAGAACAAGGAGACCAUAUUGAAUAUGGUGCAUUUAAUAUUUGGUAUCAAGCAAGAAGAGAUAGGAACAGUCAUUAUGACGUAUAUUCGAUACUUUUUGUCUGCGAAUCAAUUUUCUCCAUUUAUCUACAAGCUUUUCAUGUGCUGUUUUGCAUCCGGAGUCGAAGCGUGGGAAACAUUUGCUAAUUAUAACCAUCAAAAAUUCUUUUUGCGGCAAUUGAAAGCUUAUGAUUCCAUUCUCAGUGGGAAGAAAAUCACUGGAAUGGCGACUAUAACAGCUGAUCUCAAAAACGUUAAGCUUAGUCGUGAACAUCCAGAAUUAUUGUACGUUUACGCCAAUUUGUUAGGAGGAAGUAGGAGUUAUGUUUCUUCAAUUGUUUACCUAAACAGAGCCUAUAAAGAAUACAAACAAGACCCCAUGAUUUGCAUCGUUCUUGGUUUAGCGCAUGUGCAUAGAUCAAUGCAGAGAUUAAGUAAUAACAGACAUAUACAGUUGCUUCAAGGUAUAAGUUACAUUUUGGAAUACAAAUCGCACAGGGAAAAAGAUGCAUCUCCAUUUGAGUUACAAGAAAUAGAGUACAAUUUUGGUAGGUUAUUUCAUAUGAUAGGUUUAACAUCUGCAGCUAUACACCAUUAUGAAAAAGUGUUGAAAUAUCAUGACAAAUUAAAAAAAUAUAGCGAGUACGAUCUUCUGGUAGAAGCAGCGUAUAAUUUAUCUCUAAUUUACAAUAUCAAUGGCAAUUCAAUGUUGGCCAGAGAAAUUACUGAAAAAUAUUUAGUUAUAUAG
Molecule: messenger RNA, 2949 nt
Organism: Debaryomyces hansenii CBS767
Lineage: Eukaryota; Fungi; Ascomycota; Pichiomycetes; Serinales; Debaryomycetaceae
Gene: TFC4
Product: transcription factor TFIIIC subunit
Exons: 1
Coding region: 1-2949 (982 amino acids)
Biological process (GO): transcription by RNA polymerase III
Cellular component (GO): transcription factor TFIIIC complex
Molecular function (GO): protein binding
Source: RefSeq, a predicted model, not a curated record